Daucus carota subsp. sativus is the source of this 3860-nucleotide messenger RNA. RefSeq lists its product as uncharacterized. The record is from RefSeq and is a predicted model, not a curated record. The coding region runs from base 324 to 3776 and encodes 1150 amino acids. Lineage: Eukaryota; Viridiplantae; Streptophyta; Magnoliopsida; Apiales; Apiaceae. Gene Ontology annotation, molecular function: flavin adenine dinucleotide binding; oxidoreductase activity, acting on CH-OH group of donors. The transcript has 9 exons.
ACGUACAUUAAAAUAGUAAUAUUUAAAUAUGGUUUGAACUUCUUCAAAGGUAAAUAUGGUUUGAACUUCUUCACCUGAAUCAGAAUUUCUUAACUUUAUACUUGAGUUUUUUUAUUCAUUUCAAAUUUUUUUGCAUCUCAGUUGCUUAUUCAGCUCUCUUAGACUACGUUUUAUUCCUGCUACUACCCGUAGAAAGAUAUUCAAAGAGUAUUUGAAUUUUGAAGUGUUCAAAUGGAUGACCAUCCCUUUUCAGAUAAUUUAUGUAUAAAUACACACACACCAUGUUAUUACCUCUUUUAUACUCUGAAUAGACUUUCUAAACAAUGAUGAGUGGUGAAGGAGAUGGUUAUGAUGUGGUUGUUGUGGGCUCUGGAUAUGGCGGCUCUGUGGCAGCUUGUCGCUUGUCAAUGGCGGGAUUGAAGGUCUGUUUGGUGGAGAAAGGCCGGAGAUGGGAAGCUCGUGAUUUUCCAACCGACAGUUUUCAGAUGCUUUCAGCUUGCAGGUUUGAAAAAAAGAACUUAGGAGUCAGCUUUGGUCCCAAAGAUGCACUGUUUCAGAUAUCUGAAGACAGAGACUCCGUAGCGGCUGUGGCGUGUGGGCUUGGUGGAGGUUCAUUAGUCAAUGCAGGAGUGAUCACACCAACUCCGGUUCGUGCAAGAAGGAAUCUGAAAUGGCCAAAAGAAUGGGAGAGAGAUUGGGAAAUGUAUGAAGCAUCAGCUUCAGCCAUGUUACGAGCUCAAAGUGUUCCGACCAAAUUUCCAAAUGCCAGAAUUAUGGAAGACGUGAUUGGAGAUGAGUUCGUGGAAAGUACAGAUGGUCCGCUGAAACUGAGCAUAAACUUUGAUGCAGAGAAACAAUCAUCUCAACUGGAUGCUUGUUUAGCUUGUGGCAAUUGCCUUUCUGGCUGUCCUUAUAAUGCCAAAAAUUCUACUGAUAAAAAUUAUAUACAUACAGCUAUUCAGAAAGGAUGUGCUAUAAAAACAGGAUGUCAAGUUCAGUACGUGGUAGAGAACUCCGACAGUAGAAACAGAAGGCGGUGGCUGGUGUUCUUUAAUGAGAUUGACAAUGUGGAAUGUGAUUUUGUGGUCCUCUCAGCUGGAGUCUUUGGCACAACAGAUAUUUUGUUUCAGUCAGAACUGAGAGGAUUAAAACUUUCUGAUAUGCUGGGUUCAGGGCUAAGUUGUAAUGGAAACAAUGUUGCUUAUCUUGCUGGAAGCGCAGCACCCUUGAGUGCCUCUGGUUUAGAUAGAAAGCAGUUCUCAAAAGUAUCGUUUCAAGAACGUCCUGGACCUGCCAUUUCCUCCUCCUACACUAAUUCUUUAGGAUUUACAAUUCAGAGUGCAGUGCUUCCAGCCCCUUAUGUUGACCUACUGUUUAAAGGGAUUACAACAUAUGGUUGGCCACCUGGCUAUGGGAUUCUAUAUGGACUCAUUGACAAAGUAAAGUAUAUUCUAGGCAUGAAGAACUGCCAGGGUAUGAUUCUUAAUGUUAUGGGAUAUGAUGAGAGUGAUGGGAAAAUCACAUUUGAAAAGGAUACAAAUAAGAUCAGUUUUCAAUCACCACAAGAUCCUUUACUACCGCGAAAAAUCAAAUCCCUGCAGAGGCUUAGUAAAAAAUUAGGUGGAAUUCUUUACAUGUCAAAGUAUCGGAGUACCUCUGUCCAUCUUUUAGGUGGUUGCAAUGCAUCAAAAGAUCCUUCAACUGGUGUUUGCAAUACUAACGGUCAAGUGUUUGAUUCAAAUGUUCACGACACUGUGCAUGCUGGUCUCUAUGUCUGUGAUGCCUCCUUAAUUCCUUGCUCUGUAGGCAUUAAUCCGUGUCUUACUAUAGCUGCAGCCUCUGAACAUGUAAGCAAGCAUCUUGUGCAAGAUGUUUUGAAGUACAAAAACCUAAAUAGCGAAAAAAAUAAAAAUACAACUCUUUAUCAAACCAUUGAUUCAGUGGGCUCUGAGACAACAGAUGGAAGCCAAAGUUCAUCUAUCCUAUUUACAGAAACCAUGAGUGGGCAUAUAGGGGGGAUGCCAAUCACUGCUCAUCUGAAAAUAAAAAUUAAUAAGGAAACUUCUAAAGAUGAACUUUCCCUUCUCAGAGGAAGCGUUGGUGGAUAUGUAGUAUGUACAGCAAUAGAGAAGGACAAAUUACAUGUUAUAGAUGGGAAAGUAGACAUGUGUCAAGUUAAUAUCAAAAGUCCUUAUACGCAAUGCAUGCACUAUCGUCUCCUCCUUGCAGCUUCAUCUGGUUCAAGAUACAUUUUGGAAGGAAGGAAAGUACUAAAUCCAUUUCUCCUUGGAUUAUAUGUAUUAAGAGAGUCCACAGAGCUGCAUGUAACACUCAAAAAAGUAAACAAGAAUAGGACUGAGGACCAAGAAUUACUAAAUUUGGAAGGACUGCUUCAUAUUUCAGUGUUUGAGAUCUUAAGGACUUUAGUCAGCAUGAGAGGGCACAGUAAAGUGAAGUUCAUAUCUCUUCUUUUACAAUCUUUCUUCAGAACUUACAUAUUACAGAUACCACGUGGGGUUCACAAGGGCUUCACCACUUCAGAAAUUUAUGAAAGAACUUAUCCAAGUAGCAGUUUGCUUGAAAUCAAAACAGAAGACGGAUUUAUGAUCAGUUGCAAGCAGUGGAAGUGCAGUCAAAAUCCAGUGGGAGCUGAGGGAAAGAUGAAAUUGCAUCCAGUUCUACUUAUUAAUGGAUAUGCCACUGAAAGCUACUGGUUACCAACUGAACCAAAUGACAUGGUUAGAACUCUGCUAGGACAAGGCUAUGAGACAUGGCUGCUUCAACCAAGAGUUCACCAUUCAAAUUCUUCAAACAGCUUCUCAAUUGAAGAUAUUGGAAGAUAUGACAUACCCGCAGUUUUCAAAAAGAUACAUGAGUUAAAUGCAAAUUCUGGAAAAGUUCAUGUGGUUGCUCACUGUGCUGGAGGCUUAGCUAUUCACAUUGCUAUCAUGGGAGGUCAUGUCUCGCCCUCUCAAAUAGCGUCUCUGUCCUGCACCAACGCGUCUAUGUUUUUCAAGCUCACGGCUUUAGCAUCCUUCAAAAUGUGGCUUCCUCUUCUACCGAUAACAAUGUUGAUACUCGGAAACAACAAGACAUUACCAAUGAUAGGAACACUGAAGACCAAUUUUUCUCAAAGGUUCCUCAGAUCCAUAGCCCGUCUCAUACCACGUUAUGAGAGAUGCACAUGUGACGAAUGUGAAGUAUUUUCAGGCAUAUUUGGAAACGCAUUCUGGCAUGACAACAUAACCCCUAGCAUGCACAAUUGGUUGAACAAGACAAGCCUGCCAGUACUUCCGAUGGCAGGUUUUCCUCACCUUAGGAAAAUUUGCAACAACGGUUUCAUAGUCGACAAUAAUGGACAAAACUCAUAUCUGAUUCAUCCCGAGAGAAUGGCAUUGCCUACACUAUAUAUAUCAGGUGGGAAACCAAUCCUGGUGACUCCUGAGACUACAUUUCUGGCUCACAAGUACAUGAAGUUGCACCAGCCUAACUAUAGACACGAGAGAGUGGUUGUGGAUGGUUUCGGGCACUCGGAUUUAUUUAUCGGAGAAGAUUCUUACAAGAAGGUUUUUCCACACAUUUUGUCUCACAUUGAGCUCACUGAAAAGGAACUAAUUUCAUCAGCACCGAGUAGCAAAGAACGGAGAUACCAUAGCAAACAAGCGGUGGAUUGGGGUAAUGAUCCAUAUGACAAAGCGAUAGGAGGAUUUGCUAGUUGGAUUUCUCCAUUGAUUUAUGUAAUGUUUUUGUUGUUGCUGAUUAUAUUUAUCAUUUGAUCUCCAGAGUCCCCUGUAAUGUAUCUGGAGUUUUGUUCAUUGUUAGAGAUUUUUUUAAGGCACAUGAUGUUAUUACUUGUUUGA